AUGUUAGACUAUUUGCUUGCGGCCAAUCAACGAAGUACGCGAUAUGAAAAGAUGGGUUUCAUCGGAGAGGGUACUUUCGGUAGAGUGUAUAAAGCAAAAGAUCUAACAACUAGUCAAAUAGUAGCUAUUAAGAAAAUCAAACUUGGUGUUCUUUCAUCGGAUUCUAUACGAGGCGUUGACGAAGGGGUAUCAUUUUCUGCCAUUCGUGAAGUGAAAUCACUCCAAGAAAUCAAACACAGCAACAUUUUGAAUUUAUUGGAUGUAUUUGUAAACAAGAAGAAUAUUAAUCUUGUUUUUGAAUAUUGCGGACAUGGAGAUUUGGAACAAGUCAUCAAAGAAAGUAGUAUCAUUCUACAAGAAUGUGAUAUCAAACAGUACAUGAAAAUGAUUUUGGAAGCUGUUGAUCAUUGCCAUCGACACUGGGUUUUGCAUCGUGACUUGAAACCAUCCAAUUUGUUAUUAUGGAAAAAUGAGCAAACAAACGAAAUAGAAUUGAAACUAGCUGACUUUGGUCUUGCAAAAAUAUAUGGAUCCCCUGACAAGAGAUACUCUCCACAAUGUGUGACAAGAUGGUAUCGUGCUCCAGAGCUUUUAUUUGGAGCAGAACUCUAUGGACCAAGCGUAGAUCUUUGGAGUGUUGGUUGUAUAUUUGCAGAAUUGAUGCUUCGUGUUCCUUUAUUUCCAGGUGACUCGGAUAUAGAUCAACUCGGUAAAAUAUUUGCAUGUUUAGGUACACCUUCAGAAGAAGAAUGGCCUGGAGUGAAACUUCUUCCAAACUACAUUGAAUUUGAACCAUUUCCCAAAACAGAUUUUUCUGCACUUUUCACUGCAGCUAGUAGAGAUGCCAUCGAUUUGAUUAGCAAAUUAUUAGUAUUUGAUCCAAAUAAGAGAAUUACAGCUCAACAAGCUCUCAAACAUCCAUAUUUCACAAGAGGUGUUCAACCCACACCUAAAACACAAAUCCCAGUGCCCAAACGAAAACAUGCAGCAGACUCGUAUCAACAUCUCUCAAUGAAUCAUGAUGAUCAAGAGAGGAGAGAUUUCGAAUCUCACACGAAAAUGUAUGGAGGGGAAUUGAUGCGCCCUCCAGCCAAUCCCAAUAUUAUUGGAAAAGUUUUAAAUUUUGAAGAUAGUCCUGGAAAUACAAGUGGACUCUCGUCUUAUUCUGUGAUGAGUCUUGUUGGCCCAAACAGUCUAAUGAGAGGAAGGGACUCCUUUGGAAGUGUGAAUAACAGUAGCAUGUUGUCAAACGAUGAAGUUAUGGGAGAAGCAACUUCAACUCCUCAAGCUCACAACAAGAUUUUAAUUUCUCCUGCUUCCAACUUGUCUGUACUCUCAAAUUCAACACAAAAACGAAGUUUCAACGAAUCUGGAAUUGCUACCCCCACUUCGUUCAUUGGAGAAGAACCAAUCGAGUCAAAUACAAGAGGAGUUGGCUUGUUUGACGAUGAAGAAGUUGCAGAAGCUGCGAAUGGCGACGGUGACGACGAGCGUUCUGUAAGAAGAAAGCUUGACCUGUAA
Molecule: messenger RNA, 1521 nt
Organism: Naegleria lovaniensis
Lineage: Eukaryota; Heterolobosea; Eutetramitea; Acrasida; Naegleriidae
Exons: 3
Coding region: 1-1521 (506 amino acids)
Biological process (GO): protein phosphorylation; positive regulation of transcription by RNA polymerase II
Cellular component (GO): nucleus; transcription factor TFIIK complex; cytoplasm
Molecular function (GO): ATP binding; cyclin-dependent protein serine/threonine kinase activity; RNA polymerase II CTD heptapeptide repeat kinase activity
Source: RefSeq, a predicted model, not a curated record